Carya illinoinensis is the source of this 2025-nucleotide messenger RNA. Its product is annotated as protein FAR1-RELATED SEQUENCE 5-like. NCBI's taxonomy places the organism in Eukaryota, Viridiplantae, Streptophyta, Magnoliopsida, Fagales, Juglandaceae. Gene Ontology annotation, molecular function: nucleic acid binding; zinc ion binding. The record is from RefSeq and is a predicted model, not a curated record. The transcript has 5 exons. The coding region runs from base 1 to 2025 and encodes 674 amino acids.
AUGGCUGACUCUAGCGGGCUUGGUGUUUCUGAGGAACCACUUUAUAAUCUUGAUAGUGAUGAACUUGAGGCUGAAAGUGUAGACAUUCAAUGUGAUGUGAAUGUUGAAGAUGGGGUCAAUGUCGAAGAUGGGGUGAAUGUGAUGCCCUCUUCGAGUAGUUGUCCUUUGGAGCCAUAUGUCGGUAUGUUAUUUGACGAUGUGGAAGACGCCCAAGCAUAUUAUAAAGCAUAUGCAAGGCGUAAAGGAUUUGCUAUUCGGACGAAUCAUACUCAAUUGUCGAAAGAUGAUAAGAAACUACUUGCAGUAGACUAUGUAUGUACAAGGGAAGGAUUUCGGCGGAUAAAUCGGAAAGAAAAAGAACGAAUAAUGCCUGAACCUGACGAGAAAAAGAUUGGAUGUAAAGCUUUGAUGGGUAUAAAAAAAGAUGGUGAACACUGGAUAGUCAACAAGUUUGUGGUUGGACAUAACCAUAUUUUACUCACACCAAGAAGUACUAGUUUCCUACGUGGACAUAGGGGAGUUACUAAAGUCCAAACAAAACUUAUAAUGACUUUGAAUGAGUCCGGGGUACCGACAAGGAAGAUUAUGUCGGUGUUGAGUAAAGAAUCAGGUGGUGACUUCAAUGUUGGCUGUAUUGGCAAGGAUGUAGAAAAUUUCUUGGGCACCAAAAGGAGAAAAGUUUUUGAAGAGGGUGAUGCACAACGACUAUAUUCCUACUUUCGUGAUCGCCAAUUUAAAGAACCUGGAUUUGUGUAUUCCAUGCAAGUUGAUAAAAAUGGGUGUAUGGGAAGUUGCUUUUGGGCUGAUGCUAGAUCAAGAUCGGCAUACCAGUAUUUUGGAGACGUUGUCACAUUUGAUGUCACAUACCUGACCAACAUUUAUAAAAUACCAUUUGUGCCGUUUUCAGGAGUCAAACAUCAUCAUCAGACAAUCAUGUUUGGUUGUGCUUUGUUAGUUAAUGAGACAGCGGAGUCAUAUACAUGGUUAUUGAGAACCUGGCAAGAGACAAUGCUUGGGCGUGCCCCUUCAACGAUAAUUACCGAUGAUGAUAAGGCGAUGGCGAAAGCUAUUGCAGAGACUAUUACAAUUGCUGAGUUCGAAGAGGAAUGGGCAUCGAUAUUGAUGAAGUAUGAUUUAAGAGAAAAUAAUUGGCUGCAAAAUCUUUACAUUCGACGAGAAAAGUGGGUUCCGGCUUACUUGCAUUCAACAUUCUGUGCCGGGAUGUCAAUAACUCAACGGAGUGAAAGUAUGAACAAAUUUUUCAAAGACUAUGUUCGAUCCAGUACUAUGGUCAGUGACUUUGUUCAUCAGUAUGAGGUGGCUAUAGAUGCACGUUAUUUUAAAGAGAAAGAGAAAGAUGUGCGGACGAAGUCUACUCGUGCGAUAUUGAAGACACCUCUUAAAAUUGAAGAGGAGGCAGCACUAAUUUAUACAAGAAAGUCUUUUAUGAUCUUCCAAGAUGAGUUGUUUGAUAGUCUACGGUACAUAUCAAGAAAAUUGUCCACAGAGAGUGAAAGUAAGACUUAUGGGGUGACACCCUAUGGUAAAGAAACACCUGUUUACCAUGUCACGUUGGAGAGUGGUGAAGGUGUUGCCACAUGUACAUGCCAUAAGUGGGAGUUUAUGGGGAUUCUCUGCAAGCAUAUCUUGUGUGUUUUUGGCAAGAAAGAAGAAAAACACAGUUUCCUCACCCGUGCAUUAGAGAAGAUUCAUAAAGAAUUACUUGCAAUGGAAGAUCACGUAGAUACUGAGGGAACACAUUAUACAAAUAGAGGAGAGACUUGCAGUAUUGAUCAAGUAUUAACAAGUCAAGUUGUAUCAAACUUUUCACAAACGGUUCAGGACCCUCCACGGGUGCCAACAAAAGGUCGACCAAAGUCUUUGAGAUCCAAGAAUCCAAAAGAAACGCAAACAACAAAGAAAAGACGCUGUAGCAUUUGCAAGGCUGAAGGACAUGCUAAGAACAAUUGCCCUUCAGUAAGGGAUGUUCGGCCAACAUCUGUCAACCUGUCACAACCAAUGUAA